AUGUUACGAUCUUUGUUUAUAUUCUUCUUCUAUCACAUAAAAGUCGCUUGUGCCGCUCUUUGCCUUGUUGCUGACAGUAAAUUUGGACAUGGUUGCGUAACGUACAAUUCAUACGCAUACAAUACUCGGCAAUACUUCUCCUCCUAUAGUCCUUAUUCCUAUAGUUAUUCUUAUGGAAGAUCACCGUAUUACUACGCACGACAACCGUACUAUACCUAUCGUCAAUCACCUUCUUAUGCUUGGCAACAAAAUCAGUACUACUACCGGGGAUAUCCACAACAAUUCUAUUCUAGCUACUAUAAUCCAUAUUCUCAACCUUACAUGACCAGCUAUAAUUACGGCUAUGCUAGAGAUCAUUCGUACAGUUACAGUGGUGCAACACGAGAUCAAUGGGGUAACACCUAUGUGGGAAACAGGAACAAUCUUAUCUGGAUCACAUGCAGAACACGAUAUUGUUCUGGAUAA
This is a messenger RNA of Necator americanus (New World hookworm), 465 nucleotides long. RefSeq lists its product as uncharacterized. The transcript has 2 exons. Lineage: Eukaryota; Metazoa; Nematoda; Chromadorea; Rhabditida; Ancylostomatidae. The record is from RefSeq and is a predicted model, not a curated record. The coding region runs from base 1 to 465 and encodes 154 amino acids.